UAGAGGGCAAAUUCAUGCUUUUGGAGAGAGAAGGGGAAUCUGUAGUGUCCGGGGGACCAGAGUGUGUCUUGGUUUCUUUUAGGCUUGUUGGCUUUUCCUGCCUCCCUUGGAGGCCCUUCUUUUGACGUGUUCCAAGUGUCUCGGGAAAGCAGGAGGCUGGGCUUUGCUUGGGCCAUCGUGUGCCUUUGUGAGUAACAAAACCCAGUCGCCUUCAGGGCCCCUUUUGGGGGUGGUUGUCCCUUGAUUCAUUAUUGGUAUGGUGAAUUUGAAGCUCAUGCAAAGCGCAUAAACAUGUCGCUGGUAAGUCGCCCAGCAGCAAGGGCUGUCGGUCUCCGUCUAGUUAAAGGUCCCUCCCUGUAAGGCUGUCAGGUGCUUUCAGCUGGUUUCUGUUGGGCUGCGGCCCCUAGGCGUCCACACUGCAGCUCCGCGGAGAUUUCCUCGGGUCUGGGGCCCUCCUGACCAGUCGGAACCAAGCCCUGUUAUACAAACCGCCGCGCGGUCUAGUGGCGGGGGCUAGGGCGUGAGUGGUUUUGCAUCUGAUUUGCAACUGGACCUUGGUCAAGUCCCGUCGCUUAUUUGUGCCUCAGUUUCCCUACAUUGCCAGUAAAGGGUAAUGUGAUUUCUCCGCUUUGCAGAGGGCCGUGAGAUGCUGGAAUCAGAGAGAGAGAGAGAGAGAGAGAGAGUGUGUGUGUGUGUGUGUGUGUAUAUAAAAACCAGGCCUCCUCCGUUUUAUUCUGAAUUUGCAAUCAGACUAAGGCGGGAGAAUUCCGAUCUUUUUGAAAGCUCGGAGUCUUCUUGUCCUCCCUCUUUCAACCAAAGCUGGCCAGCGGGGCCCAAAUCGCAGUUUUUAUACCCUUGCUCUCCCCUCGGUUACUUUCUUGCUGGCUGGACCAGCCAGGUGGCUGUUGAACCUGGACGCUUGUCCCGCGUCCCCAGCACCAGCCUUGCUCGGUGGCUGACCGGUGGAGUUGGAUCCUUGCUCGCUUGGUUGCCAUUGAUCCCUUGGGGCAGGAGAAGGGAGCCCCGGGGCGGGCGCCCCAGCAAUCCGAGGUGGGAGGAGAACAACCUGGCGGAGGGAUGGGGGAGACCUGGGCGGCGGGGGGGGGGGGGGCUCCCACUCGGGGCUGAGCCAGCCCCUCUGCUGCGGGCAGGUUGCAGGGAGAAGUUUCUCACAGGCCUCCUGGCUGGGGCGCCGGAGUUUGAAAACAAGGAGGAGCCGCAGGCACCUUCGGUGUCAUUGGAGGAAGCUUCUCCGAGGAGCUCAUAAAUACAGAGCCCGGGCUGCAGGGUGCAGCUCGGCCGGGGGCCCCCUGGAUUACGGUGCCAGAGAGGGGGGGGGGUGACAGCCAGGGAGCCCCAGGCGCUGCAGGGGGGACUCGGGGCCAGGCGGCGGGGAGCGCUAGGGGGCCAGGGGCGAAGCGGGGGUCAUGGCUUCCCUGCUGGGCUCCUACCCGUGGUCCGAGAGCCUGGAUUGCUCCGCCCUGGAUGGGGAGCUCCCGGAGGGGCUCUCCCCGCCGGCCGCGCACCGCUCCCCGGGGGAGAAGGGCUCGGAGACCCGCAUCAGGAGACCCAUGAACGCCUUCAUGGUGUGGGCGAAGGACGAGAGGAAGCGGCUGGCGGUGCAGAACCCGGACCUGCACAACGCGGAGCUCAGCAAGAUGCUCGGCAAGUCCUGGAAAUCUCUGAGCCCUUCCCAGAAGAGACCUUACGUGGAGGAGGCGGAAAGACUGAGGGUGCAGCACAUGCAAGAUUACCCCAACUACAAAUACCGGCCCAGGAGGAAGAAACAGGUCAAGCGGAUCUGCAAGCGGGUGGAGCCAGGCUUUCUGCUGGGGAACCUCUCCAGGGAUCAGAACUCAGGGCCGGAGAAGCGGGCCUGCGGCAGGACAGUGGGGGAAAAGGAGGGGCAGGGUGAGUACUCGCCUGGCCCGGGAUUGCAGAGCAUCAGGGGCUACAGGGAAGCCCAGGCCAGCAGCAGCAGCACCAACAUGGACACCUACCCCUAUGGGUUGCCCACCCCGCCUGAGAUGUCCCCUUUGGAUGUGAUAGACCCUGAGCAGAGCUUCUUCUCCUCCCCCUGCCCGGAGGAGCAUCACCACCCCCAUAUGACUGGGGCCCCUUACUCUCCAGAGUACUCCACCAGCCCCCUCCAGUGUAACCACCAUCCCCUUGGCCCCAUGUCCAUCUCUCAGCCCAGCUCCUCCAUGAUCCCCCCAAUCCCCAGCUGCCCCCCUCCUCCUCCCACCUACUACACGCCAGCCUUCCACCCCAUCCACCCCCACAACCUCCAUGCCCACCUUGGUCAGCUCUCCCCGCCCCCUGAACACCAUGGCUUUGACAGCCUGGACCAGCUGAGCCAAGCAGAACUUCUGGGGGAGAUGGACCGCAAUGAGUUUGACCAGUAUCUCAACACUCCCGGCCACUCAGACCACAGCGGGGUGAUAAUCAAUGGACAUGUCCAGGUGUCUCAGGUUGCAGGUGGCUCACCCUCUACAGAGACUAGCCUCAUCUCCGUCCUAGCAGAUGCCACUGCUACCUACUACAACAACUACAGCGUCUCCUAGGCCAGAAGGAGCAGGGCCUGUGGACUGGCCGCGGACAGACCCUACAGUAUUAUUGGCAUGGCUCCAUGGACACAACAGCCGGUGAACACCUCACUCCUCACCUCAGGGUUGCCAAGUCAGAACUGAAACAGCUUUGGAGCCUCCUCUCUGUCCUAGGUAAUGGAUUUUGCUUCUCAGACAUCCACUGGCAUCAAAAUUAAGUAUCCUGCUUUAAAAGGUAUUUGAUAUCCUGCUUCAGAAAAGGUCUGUGGUCAAGUCCCUUUUCCAAGCCUGCUGGUCAUUAGCUACAGUCCUCCUACCGAUUUAUUUGAUAAGCGUGGGGACUCUUUGGAUGCUGGGUCUGAUUUUUCAGUGGCACUGAGGCCCAGUUCCAUAAAGGUAUUUAGGCUCCUAACUUCCUGGAUCUGGGCCAGAGCUCCCUCAACGCCAGCUGGAUCCCCUGAAAGGUCAGCCCCUGUGUCUUGUUCUGUGUCGCACUUUGCCGUUGUGGUAGGGAUGGGGGAAAAGCAAAGAUGUGGCAAAUGAGUUACUGUAACCCUCUGGUCAGCAUGUGCCACCUUCUGGGCCUGCUGGCGUGACUCCGUGACGGCCCCUUACCUGCGGAACCUGGCUCGUCAAGCUGUAGUCCCUCCAGUGUUCAGUAAUGCAGGUUUCCAAUUCCAGUCCCAGCACUGGCUAAGAUGGUGGCUGUCACAACCAGCUGUUGCUUACAGAGAGAAUAGGAUCAGGUGAUCAUAAAUGCCCUGUUCUCCUGUAAUUACACUAUGGGAAGAGCUUUAACCAGAGAGAGCUCUGUGGCUUUCAUUCAUAGCUGUGUGUGUUUUCUGUUGGCCUGGUCUUGCAUUCCCUGUGUACUCAACAGUUUCACAGAAGUGACUGGGAGUUUUUGAGUGUACGCUAGCAUAAGGAAUACAACUCCAGUGAAGUCACUGGACUUGCAGUCCCUAGUGCCAGCUGUGUAUUUGGUCCUGUGUAUGCAAAGGCAUCUAAUCUAAUCUGUUGCACCCACAUAGCCCCGCUCUGUGUCCCUUUGGCUCCUGGAACGUUUUGUGGAUUUCAGUGGGAACCCUGAGAGUGUAAGGAAGGAAAGAUCUGGCCCAGGGUGGAACCCUGAUGUCAUUUCCACUGCCCCCCGCCCCCCUCCCCCAACCCUGAACAACUUGAGUGGGAGAGGAGGGUCACAAUAACUGGAACUACAGUGCAGUGAUACAACGUGGUCUUGUGAUAAUGGACUGGCUGCUAGCUGCUCCAGUGUGAAGGUUGUGGCUGAGCUUCUGUUUGCUCACUCCAUAAAAUUCAGCUUGACUUCUCUUUAAACAGAGUUUCACUGGGCUCUGAUCCUGCUUUCACUGAGUUAAAUUGGACCAAGAUUGGUCCCUGCCUGAGUCACUACAAGUAAUUUCCCAUGUACGUAGCCAUGCUGGUGGCCUUCGUAACAGCUACUCUGAAGGCCACGAACCUGAGUAAUAUCCCAUCAUGUUCCCUCGACCUGCAGCCACAGCUGGAAAGAAUUUAUUGUGAUGAGCACUUUGGAAAAGAGGUGAUAUGUAGCAGACACACAUUUGUAUCAAGCAUCAUUUGAAGGCAAAUACUUAAUGUUUAGAAAUGAAAUGCCCAUUCCUCUUUCCGUCAGUAUAUUAUUGCUUGUAAUAAAGCUGUACAUUGAUUUGUAUGUUCCAUUAUUUCCCCGUCAUAUUUUGUAUUGCUCUUUUUUAUAAAGAUGACAUUUUAUUUUAAAUCAGUUAUGUAUCAUGAUUAAUCUUAUCGUUACUGUAUGACAUUUGGUUAUGAUUAGUUAGUAGCGUGGUUAUGAUUUUCUGGUUUCAAUCCUGAGUGUGUAAUUAAAUGAUAAUAUAAUUGCAAAUAAUACUUUAAAAAAACCACAACUUUUAAGCUAACAUUUUCCAUUUUUUUUUGCGUGUGACUCUUAUGCAUUUUGAAUGCGUGUAGAUAUGAGUUCGCAUAAAAUAUUUAAUUUAAAUAAAUAUGUUUUUAUACAAUGACUGUUUUAUCAUUUAGAUUGCUGUAGUUAUGGACAAAACUGUUCAAAAGGGAAGCAUUUAUUGUGCUCGAUGUUGCAUUGGGUUUUUUUUAAUUUUCAGCCAAACUUUUCUAUAUCAGUUUCUUUUUUUAAAUAAAAAAGGCCAGUGGC
Molecule: messenger RNA, 4716 nt
Organism: Dermochelys coriacea (leatherback sea turtle)
Lineage: Eukaryota; Metazoa; Chordata; Testudines; Dermochelyidae
Gene: SOX7
Product: SRY-box transcription factor 7
Exons: 2
Coding region: 1428-2564 (378 amino acids)
Biological process (GO): regulation of DNA-templated transcription; anatomical structure morphogenesis; cell differentiation
Molecular function (GO): RNA polymerase II cis-regulatory region sequence-specific DNA binding; DNA-binding transcription factor activity, RNA polymerase II-specific
Source: RefSeq, a predicted model, not a curated record